This is a messenger RNA of Acaulospora colombiana, 1798 nucleotides long. The record is from the annotation of a GenBank genome assembly. NCBI's taxonomy places the organism in Eukaryota, Fungi, Glomeromycota, Glomeromycetes, Diversisporales, Acaulosporaceae.
AUGUCUCCGACAAGAACUCACGACAACGAUUUGGAACGUAUCGUUGACGGAAGAAACUUCUCAGGAAUGACAAACGGAUCAGGGCUAAACAUAACGGCAGCGAAACCUACCGUUGCUGUUACCACUGUCAAUCCCGACAAGCACAACAUAGUCGCCACCGUAUUAGAAGGCGAAAAUUUUUCAGGUACCAGCGAUGCUUUUGUUCUUUGCAGUUUGUCGGUUCGAUUUGGACCAAAGUCACAUAGACCCUUACAAAGAAUUGUUUGUUUUUUAACACGCUGCGCGAUAGUAAUGACGCUUCACCAAGCAGCUCAACAAGGGAAUCUGCAUAUAGUGAAGUGCAUGCUAGAAAGUGGACAAGCUAAGGCAAACGACCGAGAUUCGCAAAAUACAACCCCAUUACAUUGGGCAGCCAUUAACAAUCACGUUGAGGUGGCAAAGCUUUUGAUCGACAAUGGAGCGGAAGUAGACUCUUUGGGUGGGGACUUAGUUGCCACUCCGUUACAUUGGGCGGCAAGGAAUGGUCAUUUGCCCGUCGUCACACUUCUGAUCAAUCACGGAGCUGAUCCCAAGAUACGAGAUUCACAAGGAUUUAAUGGACUACAUCUCGCCACGCAUUCCUCCAACUCCAUGCUAAUUCUUUACCUGAUCUACCAAGAUAUGGACAUCGAUAUCCCGGACACUCUGCAACAUACACCCUUAAUGUGGGCAGCCUAUCAGGGUGAUGCAACGAGCGUGGAUCUGUUCAUCCGACUUGGGGCGUCCCCUAAUAGUGUUGACUCGGCGCAAUUUACACCUUUGCAUUGGGCUGUCAUCAAAGGAAACUCACUGUGCAUAAGAAAACUGAUAGAAGGCGGUGCGGAUAUUAAUGCCAAAGAAGAGAAUGGAAAGACGACUUUCGAUCUCUCCCGGGAAAUGAAGUCCGAUAGAAUACUGGAGAAGGCAUUGAUCGAAUCAGGAAGGAGAAAAGACGGAAAGAGAAGACCUUAUCUGUUUGAAAAGGGCGCAGUUGCCAGACGCGAUGAUGAGAACUCCUUAUUUCACAAGUUUAUUUCAAGCGAGCGCAUUUUGGGUCGGGCUCACCUGGAUGCACAAAAUUUUGCUUGGUAUUCACGCUUUAUAUUGACAUCAUAUCUAUUUAUCGCAAACAUAACAUUCGUAACCUCUUAUCUCGUGGCAAUGUAUUCAUUCUAUACGGCUGUGUUGGCCGAUCCCGGCUUUGUUUCCAAAUUACGAUCUCGAGAAGAUCAAAAGAAGCUUAUAACGGACCUUGCUAACAAAGGAAUGUUGGAUGCCAGACACCUCUGCAUCACAUGCCUGGAGUACUUACAGAAUGAAUUUGUUAUUAUUCCCCCCGUAGAUUUCAUGAUCUCGGCACCCGAGUACGCACCAACUCCAUCAGAAACCUGCCUUUUGAACAGCACCCUGUGUGGAUUCUUUCAUUAUGAUUCGUGGACAGCUGUGCUAUGUAUCUGGAUUGGACUGCAGCUCACUUGGACCAUAGGAUUAUUAUGCAUGCAAAGCUUCCAAAUUGCUUCGGCAAAAACCACCAAUGAGAUGGCAAAUUUCCAUCGGUACUCGUAUUUCGGAAAUCGUACGGGUGGAAAUGUGCGAGAACAAAUUAUGGCCACAUUAGCUGCCGGGCCUGGUGCAAGCGGAGCAGCUCAAGUUGGCGAUAACAGUAAUGGUGACGGAGUAGAUGGCUUUGGCGAUCAUGCUCCGCGUGGUAACCAUGGUCAUGCCUCGGGACUUUUGAGAAUGUUUGGUGGUCGAGAGGGCACAAAUCGGAGAAACAGCG